Molecule: messenger RNA, 1969 nt
Organism: Marmota flaviventris (yellow-bellied marmot)
Lineage: Eukaryota; Metazoa; Chordata; Mammalia; Rodentia; Sciuridae
Gene: Arsa
Product: arylsulfatase A
Molecular function (GO): arylsulfatase activity
Source: RefSeq, a predicted model, not a curated record
GAACCGCCUUCGCCUGGCAGCGUCUGAGGCCGCGGUCCGCAGCGUCCUGUGACUCCUGCCGCGACUCGAGCCUGGGCCGGGGCUUCUGGGCGAACAGGGCCUGGUACCCGAGCGUCAGUGCGAAGGGGUCCUGCCCCCAGGGUCGCUGUGGGUUGGCCCAGCAGGCCGGGUCUCCUGGGUUCUGUCAGGCUCUCUGAACGCAGGCCUAGCGGCACCUGUGCUAUGGAAACGGUGUGGACCCUCUGCGUGGCCUUGGCCGCAGGCCUGGCCGCCGACAGCCAACCUAACAUUGUGCUCAUCUUUGCUGAUGAUCUGGGCUAUGGGGACCUGGGCGCCUAUGGGCACCCCAGUUCCACCACCCCCAACCUGGAUCAGCUGGCUGCAGGGGGGCUGCGGUUCACAGACUUCUACGUGCCCGUGUCUUUGUGCACACCCUCUAGGGCUGCCCUCCUCACUGGCCGGCAUCCCGUCCGGAUGGGCAUGUACCCUGGAGUCCUGGAACCCAGCUCCCGGGGAGGCCUGCCCCUGGAAGAGGUGACCCUGGCUGAGGUCCUGGCCUCCAGUGGCUACCUUACAGGGAUGGCCGGCAAGUGGCACCUUGGGGUGGGACCACAAGGGGCCUUCCUGCCUACUAAUCAGGGCUUCCAUCGAUUCCUGGGCAUCCCGUACUCCCAUGACCAGGGCCCCUGCCAGAACAUGACCUGCUUCCCACCAGCCACCCCAUGUCACGGCGGCUGUAACCAGGGCAUAGUUCCUAUCCCACUGCUGGCCAAUCUGUCUGUGGAAGCACAGCCCCCCUGGCUGCCUGGAUUAGAAGCCCGCUAUGUGGCUUUUGCCCGAGACCUCAUGUCCGACGCCCAGCGCCAAGAUCGUCCAUUCUUCCUCUACUAUGCCUCCCAUCACACCCACUAUCCUCAGUUCAGUGGGAAGAACUUUACAGGGCGCUCGGGUCGCGGGCCAUUUGGGGACUCCCUGAUGGAGCUGGAUGCCGCUGUGGGGGCCAUAAUGACAGCCGUGGGGGACCUUGGGCUGCUCGGAGAGACGCUGGUCAUCUUUACUGCAGACAAUGGACCUGAGACGAUGCGCAUGUCCCGUGGUGGCUGCUCUGGUCUCCUGAGAUGUGGAAAGGGGACAACCUUCGAGGGUGGUGUCCGAGAGCCUGCUUUGGCCUUCUGGCCGGGCCACAUCGCUCCUGGUGUGACCCAUGAGCUGGCCAGCUCUCUGGACCUGAUGCCCACCCUGGCAGCCCUGAGUGGGACCUCACUGCCCAACGUCACUUUGGAUGGCUUUGACCUCAGCCCUGUGCUGCUGGGCACAGGCAAGAGCCCUCGGAAGUCUCACUUCUUCUAUCCUGCCUACCCAGACGAGAUCCAUGGGGUCUUUGCUGUGCGAAGUGGGAAAUACAAAGCUCACUUCUACACCCAAGGUUCUGCCCAUAGUGACACCACUGUGGACCCUGCCUGCCAUGCCACCAGCCCGCUGACUGCUCACGAGCCCCCACUGCUCUAUGACCUGUCUAAGGACCCUGGUGAGAACUACAACCUUCUGGAGGGUACUACUGAAGUCACCCCAGAGGUGCUGCGGGCAGUGAAGCAGCUUCAGCUGCUCAAGGCCCAGUUUGAUGCAGCCAUGAAGUUUGGCCCUAGUCAGAUGGCCCGGGGUCAGGACCCUUCCCUGCAAAUCUGCUGCAAGCCCAGAUGUACUCCCUACCCAGUCUGCUGCCAAUGCCCAGAACUCCAGCCCAGAGGACACUGACCAGGUGCACAGGGAAGACCCCCAGGGCCAACCUAGGGCCCCCUCCAUGCCCUUGGCACGUGGUGGUUUAUCACCAUGAGGGCAUGUGGAGGAGUUUAUGCCUGAUAAUGUAAUAACACCAACUAAGACUUGCAGGUAUGGUAAUUCAGCUACUGCUUGUGGUAACUCUGGUGAUAUUCCCCUGUUACUAAUAAAGAAACUGAGGCACAGGAAA